AAAACCCAUGUGUUUGGCGAGCAACCACCAACUUCGCCUCACCCAUGAUGAGACUGCCGGACUGUCAUGCAGCCCUCGGCGCCAAGACAGGCCCGCUCUCGUCGACAUGCUACAUGGAGCCAGAGUCAGCCCAGCGUUGCAUUCUUCGAUUCGUCAGGUGACUGCCAAAGCUCUAGUUCAAGCUCAAAGGAGGAAGAUUCGGAUGAUUCUGGACUUGCUGUGCAGAAGGCCAGAAGCCUUCCAAACCUGAACCGGCGAUUGCCAAAGCGCACUGACAGCAGUGACACCACUGACGGCAAAGAUGGCUAUCCAAGCAUAGACAGCAACCUGCAAAAGGUGGCGAGUCUCAGAGAAGAAGCAGCGCGAGGAUAUCAACGAAAAGUUGAUCGACGGCGUUCGCAAACCUUUAAAUCCAUCACCGUCCCAGAGGAGGUCUUGCAGGUAGCCGUGGAUGACGAGUACCAACUCCCAGAGGAUGAUGACUUCGACGAGUAUGGAGAUUCUGAACGACCUUCAGGGGCUGAUAGGUCAAGGCGGAAAGCUGGACAGCUCUCUACGCUCUUGACUGUUGAUAUUCAUACAGCCACUGUUGCUGCUAACAAAGAAGCGAAGGAAGAAACAAACAGAUUCUUCGAGCCGGGCCACGGAGCACCGGCUCCCAAACAUCCAGCAGAGUCGGGAGACAGGACCCCGGAAAUGGAACGCCAAAGAGCUGCGGCCAUUGAAAAGGUCGCUUCUGCGGCAAGGAAACUCAAUCAGAAACUUCAGAAGCAGCAACAGGCCAUGCUGAGUCGGCGGCGAAAGCGACAUCAGAGCGAGCCAUCUCCUUCCAUGGGGCAAGAUGCCCGUGAAGCUAUCAAAGAAGCAGAAUCGUUCGAGCAGGAAGAACCUGCACCUGCAGGUGGAGUUCCAGCAGUGAUUAUCUUUGAUUGGGAUGACACACUCUUUCCGACGCGCCACGUUACAGAGGUGGUCAAGGCUCUCCACCCCAAGGAUGGUCCCUUGCCGAGUGAAUCUCCAUACUAUGCUGAUCUCAAAGCUCACGCACAGAUUGUCGAGUCAAUUCUUUUGUCCGCUCGGGAGGUUGUUGGCCGCGUAAGUAUUGUGACAUUGGCUCAACGUCCAUGGGUGGAGAACUCCGCAGGAUGGUACCUCCCUGGCUUAGACUUGGAAAAACUCUUUCAGGAACUUGAGAUUGAGAUUUUCUAUGCUCGAGAACAUAUUACGCGACCUCACAUCUACAAUGCUCAGCUGGAGGAAGGAGUUGACAUGUUCGUUAUAGCCAAACGAAAUGCUAUGCUGAAGUGCCUGCGGAAACUCUAUGGUCCUUCAUCACGGACCAUGCAUGUGAUAUCCGUCGGAGAUUCCACAGUGGAGCAUCUUGCUGCCAAAGAGGUUCUGUGGUGUUGCCCUCAGGAGGCUGGGAGCUACUGCAAGACCAUUAAGCUCAUGUCUGACCCCUCUGUCCAGAACCUGACUGAAGAGUUGCAGGUUCUCACAUCCUGGCUGCAGCAAAUCGCUGUUUGCGAAAAAGACUUUGACCUCAGUUUUGAGUCUGAGGACUUCAAUGAUAACAUUACUGUCGCUCUAGCUGGCGCUGGUCACAGGCAUUAGCCUUGAACCGUUUCACAUGUAGUUCGAUUCGGCCCGGAGACUUGUAGCGAGGAGCUAGUUCAGUGUACUAUGCACUGAC
Messenger RNA from Durusdinium trenchii, 1693 nucleotides. Lineage: Eukaryota; Dinophyceae; Suessiales; Symbiodiniaceae. The record is from the annotation of a GenBank genome assembly.